UAACAGAAAAAAGAUGGAUAGAAUUAAUUCCACAGAUAGGGAAAAACAAGUAGAGCUUUUGGGAAAAGACCCCUUUGGAAAGAACCAUUUUGAUCGAGGAGAUAACACUUCUCAGAAGUGACUAUCCUCUUUUGAUGAAGUUCAAGAUGUAAGGUUAGAUGACUCUGUUGCAAAGAUAUCAGUCAAGGAGGGCGAAAUAAAAUCUAAGGAUAAUAAGCUUCUAGGCAUUCUUUAUAUGAUAGCCACAGGCUUGAGCUUCUCACUAUCAGCAAUUACCUGCAAACUUGCUUAUGAGAGGAAUGAACACUUGAAUGGUCUAGAUUAUGUGUUGUGACGAUCAAUAAUUUUACCAAUCUGUUCUAUAUUCCAAGUGGUUUCGACGAAGGUGAACGUCUUUGAUGUUAAGAAAGAAUACAGGAUGUUGCUUGCACUUAGAUGCAUUAUUGGUGGAAUCGGUAUGCCGUGUUUAUUCAUUGCUCUGAAGCAUAUCCCACUUAGUCUUUCUAUUCUUAUUGUCAAUAUAAACCCUCUCCUUGUUGCCAUUGCUGCAUUCUUCAUUUUAAAAGAGAAACUUACAAAGUUGAAUGUUAUUGGAGCUUUUGGAGCCUUUAUAGGAGUGUAUUUGCUCACACUACAUAAGAGCGGAGGUGAUCAAGAUAAUCCGUACUAUUUGUUGGGUAUCUUUCUCGUGUUUAUUAAUUGCUGUUGACAAACAAGUAUCAAUAUCUUAUUAAGAGUCCUAAAUAAGGAACUGCAUUACACCAUGAGUCCUUUCUGGUUUAGUAUCACAACUGUAAUUAUCUCAAUCUCUCUGUUGCUCUGCUACCCAAGUGUGUUUAACUUUGAGUAUUACACAUAUUUAGAUAUCUCUUUGUUCCUCCUAUCAGGGGUCUUCAACUAUGGAGUGCAAGUAGGUAAGUCUCUUGCAUUUAAAUAUGCUGAUGCUUCUCUUGUGUCUCCUUUGCAGUAUUUCAAUGUUCUCUACCUAUUCAUCAGCGAUGUUUUUAUUUUCAAUUGAUCGUUUACAGUCACAGAUGGCUUUGGAGGAAUGAUCAUCUUGGUGAGCUUACUGCUUCCUAUUUUCCAAACUAUCCAUCAGAAGUAUUCUAAAUCUUAAGAAUGUCUAUGACCUCAAAAAUACGUCUUGAGAUGUUCAAGAUCAUCAAAUUCAAUCUUUA
Molecule: messenger RNA, 1178 nt
Organism: Moneuplotes crassus
Lineage: Eukaryota; Ciliophora; Spirotrichea; Euplotida; Euplotidae
Source: the annotation of a GenBank genome assembly